Messenger RNA from Penicillium argentinense, 3909 nucleotides. RefSeq lists its product as uncharacterized. Gene Ontology annotation, cellular component: cytoplasm. Bases 1 to 3909 code for a protein of 1302 amino acids. Gene Ontology annotation, biological process: secondary metabolite biosynthetic process; amino acid activation for nonribosomal peptide biosynthetic process. The transcript has a single exon. Gene Ontology annotation, molecular function: catalytic activity; phosphopantetheine binding. The record is from RefSeq and is a predicted model, not a curated record. Lineage: Eukaryota; Fungi; Ascomycota; Eurotiomycetes; Eurotiales; Aspergillaceae.
AUGACAAUCCUGCCAACUCCCCAGACUCUGAGCCUGGAACAAUCAGAUCUCAAGGAAAAACACGAUGACUUAAUGCCAACUGCUUUCCCUGUCCUGCCAGAUGAAUCCUACUGCGUCCACGCAACUAAAAGAUACACUGCAUGUAUUCCCCUCACACCGGUCCAGGGAGAAACAGUGUCUACAUCGUCUAUCAUACAGCUUGCAUGGGCGCUUGUCAUUUCCGCUUAUACGGGCGCAAGUGAUGCCAUAUUCGGUCUAAGCGACUGCAGAUCCUCCAAGGGAACUACUUCGGUCUGUCCCUUUCGGGUCACAAUCAAACCGGAAGAUUCGGUAGAUGAAACGUUGAAAUUUCUGGAGGGGCUCACGCGCACAGCUUCCCUGUGUCAGGAUGAAUUGAGCCCUGCAAAAUCGACCCGGUUUCCAAAUAUACUAGUCCUCCGGCAAAAUCAUUGUGGCACAUCAAGCCCGAAGGCUACGACACGAUUGCCGGACAGCAUUCCUUCUACCUGUCCUUUAUCGCUGACGGGCGGGAUCGAGGAUAAUGCAUAUCAUAUGGUUCUCGAUUUCGACCCAGAGGUCAUGUCGUCGGCCAUGGCGCAAAUGGUGCUGGCCCAGCUGGUGCAUGUCCUGAGCUGCGUCCAAUCCAAUAGGACUAGAAGCCUGAAGAGUCUCCUCAAACUUAAUCCCAAUGGUCUUGAACGGGUCAAAUCUUGGAAUUCCCGUGUUCAUCCGUGCAUGAAAGAGUUGUGCGUCCACGAUGUGAUUUCUCAGAGAUGCCAGGAAACCCCGUCGGCCCCUGCCGUAUGCGCGUGGGAUGGAAACCUGGAUUAUUCGCAGCUUGACAAGUUGGCAAACCACCUGGCUUCCCGCCUUGUUUCGCUCAUACCGGGCUCUGAGCAAUUCAUCGGCGUGCUCUCGGAAAAGUCUAUGUGGACUGCUGUUUCCAUCCUGGCUGUGAUGAAAUCCGGGAAUGCGUUUUUCCUUUUGGAUCCGUCCUUGCCUCAUCAACGCCUCGAAUCCCUUUGCCGGAUCUCCCAAGCCGCAAUGGUCCUAGUCUCACCAGCGCAAAUUGCACGAGCCCGUGAGCUACAACCUCCGGCUCUGGUUAUCCAGGAUGAGUGCCUGGAUCCUAUACAAUCAUCGUCGAAACCCCUUCCUGCUGUUAGUCCCCACCAUCCAGUCUAUCUGGCAUUCACAUCUGGGUCUAGCGGCGAGCCUAAAGGAGUGGUGAUCGAACAUGCUUCAGUGUGCAGUGGGGUUGAUGCAUAUGCAGCCCGCGUCGGCCUCAAUCACCAGAGCCGAGUGUUCCAGUUCGCCUCCUAUUCUUUCGUGAUCAGUAUCCUCGAUCAUAUAACUGGUCUGAUGAAAGGGGCCUGUCUGUGUGUAGCCUCAGAGAGGAAGAUUCAGGACAGUCUUCGCGAUGCAAUGCGUGAUUUCGAUAUUAAUUGGGUGGAAAUCACGCCCUCCGUGGCUCGCGUUCUAGACCCUGAAUCUAUACCCAGCCUGAAAACUUUAAUGCUAACUGGGGAGAGCAUGACUCGCUCUGACCUGGACAGAUGGCAUAGUAAAGUCACCCUCAGGACGUGUUACGGACAGAGUGAAAAUAGCUUAGGCACCUUGAUCGAUAACAAAAGCACAUCUUCAUCUCCCAUUGACCUCGGCUUACCAUUUGCUGCGGACUGUUGGAUUGUUGAUUCACGCGACCCGGACAGGCUAGUUCCCAUCGGUGCCGAAGGCGAGCUACUAAUAGGGGGUCCCUCCUUAGCCAGAUGCUAUCUCGGCAAUGAGGGACAAACUCGGGCCGCAUUCAUUCACAACCCCGCAUGGCUGCAGGAGGUUCGACCCGGUGAGAGCCGUCGCUUUCUCCGGACUGGAGAUAUUGUUCGUUACCGACCUGAGGAUGGCUCGAUCCAGUACAUUGGACGCAGUGGGACGCAGGUCAAGUUGCGAGGACAGCGAAUUGAACUUGCAGAAGUCGAAUUCCAGUUGAAAAGACAGUUCCCCGCCGCGGACGCUGUGGUCGCGGAAAUUAUCACACCCAGUCAAGAAAGAACACAUGAUGCUGUCUUGGCUGCCUUUAUAACGUCGACAAAUGACAGGGGACUUGGCAAUACAGCCGGCGACAGUCAUCUCUUUGCUCACCCAUCCGCCGAAUUCACACUCCAGAGUCAGAAAGCGUGGUCCCAGUUACACGAUAUCCUCCCCAAGUACAUGGUCCCGACGCAUUUUGUGCCUCUAAUGAUGCUGCCCCUGACUCCAUCUGGCAAACUCAAUCGCAGGCUGCUGCGCAAUAAAGCAGGCGAGCUAGGGAAUGAGCUACAGAAAUUCCAUCCUCUAUUCAAGAAAGAUCAUCGUCAACCGUGCACCGGCAAUGAGGCGGCUAUUCAGCGAAUUUGUGCCGAAAUUCUGUCGUCUGAACCCAAGGACAUCAACUUGAACAACAGCUUUUUUGAGAUCGGGGGAAAUUCUAUCACGACAAUUCAAUUGGUGGACCAGGCUCGCAAAGCCGGAUUUUCUUUUCGUUCGGAACAGGUCUUUCAGCAACUAUCUCUAGCCGCUUUAGCAGAGCACCGUGGGAUAAGUGUAGCCCGUGAUGAGGAAUUCGUAGAUAUGGAUGACCUUUCCUCAAGUGAUGCGCUUAAGGAAAAGCUCAUGCAGCAGAGUACUGCUACAAUUGACAUCCAGAAUAUCUCUGACGUCUACCCAUGCACACAGCCCCAAGAAUGGCUGUUUAAUACCCACGAAGGUGGGUGCUUUUUGCUUCGCUUCUCCGGGCCACUGGAUGCCGCUCAGCUCCAGGCUUCUUGUCAGCGACUUGUCGAAACGCACUCUACCCUCCGGUCACUCUUUGUGCACAUUGAUGGCGCACUUCACCAGGUGAUACUGAACCGGGUAGACGUUUCCAUUACUGUUCACACCACCGCUUCGGGUGAAAAUCCAAUGUCCGUUGCACGGGACAUGUGUAUCGUUGAUCAUAAGCGCGCCUUUAGUUUGGGCAUUCCACCCCUGCAAUUCACACUUGUCAGGGGCUCUGCCGAGCAGAAUGUGCUCAUCAUUCAGCUCUCCCACGCCCAAUAUGAUGGAAGCUGCCAAGAGAUAAUCGUUUCCGAUUUGUGCUGUCUCUAUCGAGGCCAAGGGGAUCUGGCCGUGCCCACGGAUUAUGGUCUGUAUGCACGACAGGUAGCUCUCCGGCAAACCCCAGCAGCAUUCAAGUUCUGGCGAGAAUCUCUCGCGGGCUCGGCUAUCACAAAGCUGCCGUACAACAAACAGCAGACCGGGUCCCCGAACCUUCAGUUGCAGUGUUCUGCUGAGGUUGCAGUCGGGCAGCCCCCUAGGGGGAUCACGAUGGCUACCGUUGUCAAGGCGGCAUGGACCAAGGUUCUCCAUGAUGUGACCCGGAGUGAUGAUAUUGUGUUUGCACAACUCGUGAGCACGCGUGGUAUGGAUGUGCCUGGGAUUAACCGAACCGUUGGGAUUUGUUUCAACCAAGUGCCAGUCCGUAUCCAAUACCAGAAAUGCACGACGGCCCUUGACCUCCUUCACGCUACUCAGAGGCAACAUAUACACGGCUUAGCCUUUCAUACUGCGGGAUGGAAUACCAUCGUGUCCGACAGCACCGACUGGCCAGCUGGAAGCCAACCGCAAAGUUUAGUUAUUCAUCAGAACUUCUCAACCAAGACGAAAUUCCACGCUGCUGAUGACCUCGACUGUGAGCUAAUGGACUAUAUUCCUAUUGAGCCUCCUCAUGACGCCCUCGAGCUUUGUUCAGUGCCCGAGAAUGACAGAUUGAAGCUUAGUUUGACAGGCCCAAGUCGUUUGGUUGGGGAAGCCGAACUACAGACGCUAUUGGAUAAGCUGUGUCUCACCUUGAAACAUUUCACUACAACCCCCGAGAGCGCUCUUGAGUGA